CUAUGGAUAGUUAAAGUGUGGCCAACGUUGGAUCACGAAAGUUUAAGUUUAUUAAUUUUAUUGGUAAAACUGGCGAUGGCCAGAGCUUGGACAAUGACAGGUGACUUUUUGUUUAUUUUGUGGUGACGAUUUUGUUUAUUAGCAGACAAAAUUUCAAGGCUGGCAGGAGAGGUGUUAUGUACUGCUGCCGCAUUCUUUUGUAGUUCCUGGUUUUUAUUAGCGACGGGACUUAGGUGACGGCAACAUGGCACCCGCCCUUAGUAAAUACGUAACAAAAAAGUCCGUCGCGGGUGCUGUGUCAUUUUCAGUAUUAUUGUGGCUGCUUCGCUUACGGAAAAGUCGAAACAGGGCAGCGAAAAAGUUCAUCAAGAAACCGGCUCACAGCGACAUACAGUAUGUUGUGGGAGAGAAGUCGACACAGAAGACGAAGGCGCAGGUGGACGCUGUGUUCUUCCGGCAGCUGUGCAAGCUGCUGUCCAUUGUGGUGCCGGGCGUGUUCACGCCUGAGUCGGGGUUCCUGCUGCUGGUGGCUGGAGCGCUGGUGGCACGCUCCCUCUGCGACCUGUGGAUGAUCCAGACCGGCACGCACAUAGAGACAGCUAUCGUCAACAUGGACGGAACAGUGUUCAGGAACAAAAUACUGCUGUUUGCCGCAGCAAUGCCGUUUAUAGCGAUGGUAAACAACGUAUUGAAAUUUGGAAUUUGGGAGCUGAAACUUCGCUUCAGAACAAGACUCACCCACUAUCUGUACGAACACUACCUGAAGGGCUUCACCUACUACAAGAUGAGCAAUCUGGACAACAGGAUAGCCAAUGCUGAUCAGCUUCUGACGACGGACGUGGACAAGUUCUGUGAGACGGUCACAGAUUUGUACUCCAACAUUAGCAAGCCAGUCCUGGACAUCUUCAUUUACGUUUACCGCUUGACGACCAGGAUUGGUGGUAAGACGCCCUCUCUGCUGAUUGUGUACCUGAUGGUGGCGGGCUUCGUACUGACGUACCUCCGCCGGCCGACGGGCCGCAUGACCGUGGUCGAGCAGAAGCUAGAGGGAGAGUUCCGCUAUAUUAACUCGCGGCUCAUCACCAACGCGGAGGAGGUGGCGUUCUACCAGGGCAACCAGCGGGAGAAGCUCACUCUGCUGGCCUCCUUCGAAAAGCUAACGAACCACAUGAGGAAGUUCUUGGAGUUCCGCGUUCUGAUGGGUGUUGUUGACAACAUUGUCGCCAAAUAUAUUGCUACGGUUGUUGGUUAUUACUCGGUUAGUUUGCCAUUCUUCGACAAAAACCACCCAUUAUUAACUGGCUGUACUCAAGAGGAAAGGUUUAGGCACUACUACACAUCGGGCCGCAUGCUGGUGAAGCUAGCGGAGGCCAUCGGCCGGCUGGUGCUGUCGGGCCGUGACAUGACGCGGCUGGCAGGCUUCACCGCACGCGUCACCGAGCUCAUAAAGGUGCUCUCCGACCUGAACCAGGGCCUGUACGAGCGCACCAUGGUCACCAACGGCUCCGUCUCGUCGGUGCUCACCGAGCAAGGGCUUAAGGAUGCCUCUGGAGUGGUGCAGAAGCAGCGCUCCACGCCGUUGGUGCCCGGCUCGGGCCGGAUCGUGUACCAGGACAACGUGAUCCGCUUUGACCGGGUGCCGCUGGUCACUCCCAACGGUGACAUGCUGGUCGAGGAGCUGUCGUUCGAGGUGCAGUCGGGCGUGAACGUGCUAGUGUGCGGCCCCAACGGCUGCGGCAAGAGCUCUCUCUUCCGGGUCCUGGGCGAGCUGUGGCCAAUGUUCGGUGGCACGCUGACCAAGCCGCCGCGGGGCAAGCUGUUCUACAUCCCACAGCGGCCGUACAUGACGCUGGGGACGCUGCGGGACCAGGUGAUCUACCCGCACUCACGGGAGGAGAUGCUUCGUCGCGGCCAGACAGACGCCCAGUUGGCCGAGCACCUGGAGCGCACCAAGUUGACGUACCUGCUGACAGGCCGCGACCAGGGCUGGGACGCUGUCGAGGACUGGAUCGACGUGCUGUCUGGCGGCGAGAAGCAGCGCAUCGCGAUGGCACGCCUGUUCUACCAUCGACCACAGUUUGCAAUUCUGGACGAGUGCACGUCGGCAGUGAGCGUGGACGUGGAGGGCUCCAUGUACCAGUACUGCCGUGAGGUCGGCAUCACGCUCUUCACUGUCAGCCACCGCCGCUCCUUGUGGAAGCACCACGAGUACUACCUGCAAAUGGACGGAAGAGGCCACUAUGAGUUCAAACCCAUCGAAGAAGACACAAAAGAGUUUGGCUCCUGAAGAUUUGUCUUUCAAAGAUCCCAGAAGGGAUGGGGGAAGUAUAAAAAAUUUCACAAGUGCCCUUAACCACAAAGUGAAUUACUGUAAGUUGUUUUAUCUUUUAUUUCAUUUCACAUAUAUGACAGGAAUAGAAGAACAAAAAGACAUUGGUUCUAUUGUCAAACCUCUAAAUUACAAUCAUGUAUUUUUUUAAAUCAGUUCAGUAGCCGAAUUUUUGUUUCAUAAUUUUUUUUCUUUCAACCUUAUUUUCUGUUUAAAGAAGUGAGACAAUUUCUCUUUAAUUACAGCAGAAAAAUUUGUGGGUUCAUGCUGUUACAAGCCUCGUUACGGAGGUAAUUGUAAUAAAAUGUUGGUUGUUUAGAGGUUUGACUAAAUUGGUUAGAAUUUUAAUGUUUGUGGGACCAAAGGCUUUUCUUAUCAGUAAACAUGUGAAAGCAUAGGCAAUGUUCAGGUUUAAAUCUGUGCCAGUGAAAAAAAGGAGGGGGGGGGGGGGAACCCUUAAAAAUCUAGACUAUUUAUAUGAUUUGUAAUUACUAAAUUAUUAUUUUUUUAUUAAAAAAAGUUUAAUUUACUCAGUUAAAUAAUUUUGAGUUUUUUAAAACAUAAAUUUGUGGGUAGCCUGGAAUUGUGUGACUUUGUGCAUCUGUGGUAGUACUUUUUACCUGAGCUUUACUUUUGACUGGUUGAGUUUUGGCAUGAGUUGAAUAUUUAAGUUUAUUAAUGCCCAUUUUGUGCCUGUGAAUAUCGUAGUAAAUGAUUCAAUUAGUAGUUUUCAGUGUUAUUGUGAACAAGCAAAACUAAAAACUGGCUGUUUACUCCAAGUAUGUACUUGAACACAUUUGUGUGAACAGCCCAGAAAGUUACUGUGCUAAAGAAAAGGAAUGCUUUAUUUGUGCUGAUAGGUAUAUGAUGUAUUUAUUCUACCAAAUUGUCCUUUCAAAAUAAGUGAGGCAGUGCUCUAUUAAGGUAGUACUGUGGUUUACUAUUUUCAGUAUCAUUGCAAUACAUGUAAGCCAUAAUAAUAACAACUUGUUAAUGGUGAUAUACAGAAUGUAUUCAAAAUGCAGGUAAAAACUGUAGUUACAGAUGCAGGAAAAGUCAAUAUACAUAGGUAUGGAAAUGCUUAUGUUUAUUGUUGGUGCUGUUACCGUGGACGAGAUAUGCUGGAUACCUGUUAUGUGAAAUGCCAUAUUGGGGAGUGUGUACAUAGUACACAAAAUGUAUGGUUUUCUGUGUACCUUGACAAUAUGGCAUUUCACAUAAUAGGGCUCCAAUGUAUCUCAUGUACACAGUAAAAAUGGCUAUAGUAUAACCGACAUGGACAUUUCUGUAACCUCUAGAAUCUUUGCGUAUGAAACAGUUAUUACAUGAAUUUUUGAUACAUACUGUUUUACUUAUCACUGGAUCAUUUAUUUUGGUAUCUUUAAUAUUUAUUACCUUUACAAAUAACAUCAUAGCAAAAAUUGAUUUUGCCAAUACUUAAAUUGAAAUAUUGCUUAUCACAACAAUCUCAAAGAUAUGGAUAGCGGAAACACGUCGCACAUAUUCUUCUUAAGAGCGUAACAAUUUUUGUUAUUUCUCCAUAUUUUAACUAUACAUUUCCAUGGCAAAACGUUUUGGUGUUUAGGCUUGCUGAUAGUAAAGAAAACAGCCGUAAAAUGCUGCGGUUGAAAAAUUGCAAUUUCUUUAAUAUACGUGCAGUCAUAUUUUAGUAACAUUAAAACAUUUAAAAACAUUUAUAUAAAAUUAAAUUUGAAACUUAACAAAUAUUUUUAUUUUCAAAUGUUUGCACACCCAUAGCGCAUCAAGUAAUGGUUGCCCAUAUAUUGCCUUGUAGAUUUUGGACUUCUGAAGCCUGGUGCAACCCAUACUACAGAUUUUGGUGGUUCCAUUGUUUUUUGAGGUUGGAGAUUGUAAUGUGGAAUUACAUGUGUUUACAGUCUGUGUCUGCACGGAUGAGGAUAAUUUAUUAAUAACUUCCAGUUUUACACUGUAGUGGUGUUAAAUUAUCAUGGAAAGGAUGUCAAUACUAUGUUUAUAAAUAGUAAAAUAUUCAUAUAAUAAUGUUCACAAAAUCCUUGAAGACAUGUACAUGAUUUGAGUACACUAUUUUUAUAUUGAUCUUAAGUAAUUUUUUUAAACUUUUUAUGAUGUUGUAUACUGUUAAAAUUAUCAUGGUGUUGUUCCAAAACUACUUAAUCUGAUAUAUAUAUAAAAGAGAGAGAGAAAUAUAUUAUAUUAAUGUUUUUAAUACAUUGUAAUUAAAGUACUUUGUUAUAAAAUUUGUAUUUUGAACGACGGUGCAGUUUGGAGUGUUUUGAAGUUUUUAUGAUAAUGUUGGUUGUGCAUUUUUGAUUAAAUAUUGUUGAUGUUAUUAAAUGUUAACCAAGUAUGUGAAUUAAACAUUUUUUUACUUGGCU
Molecule: messenger RNA, 4707 nt
Organism: Bacillus rossius redtenbacheri
Lineage: Eukaryota; Metazoa; Arthropoda; Insecta; Phasmatodea; Bacillidae
Gene: Pmp70
Product: ATP-binding cassette sub-family D member 3
Exons: 15
Coding region: 245-2287 (680 amino acids)
Biological process (GO): long-chain fatty acid import into peroxisome; peroxisome organization; very long-chain fatty acid catabolic process
Cellular component (GO): peroxisomal membrane
Molecular function (GO): long-chain fatty acid transmembrane transporter activity; ABC-type transporter activity; ATP hydrolysis activity
Source: RefSeq, a predicted model, not a curated record